CCACCGUCGUUGGCGUGGCCGAAAUCGAAAGCUCUUUAUUGGCGAGCAAGGCAUCCGCCAUGUUUGCCGUUCCGUGCGUGGAACUUUGUCUGUGUGGCGAAUAACUUAAAAGGAAGCGCGCAGCGCUUCUUGUAAGCUAUUCCUGCUGGACAAAUCACUCACGUCGCCAAAGCAUCCCAGCCAAGCCCAACUUGCUUCACAGCGUCCGUCGGUUUGAACCCAGAGAUCCCAAUCCGGCGUGCACCGCGUCUCCAGGUAUUUUUUUUUUUUUUUAUCUGUGCUACUUCGACGUACCGUCGCCGAAGUGCUUCGAGGAAGACUGGAAACUGCGUUUUCCCUCCUGCCAGUGCUUUUGCAUAAUCUGCGCUGGAAGGGGCGUGUGUCGAUCCUGCGUUCGUGGCAGGCUUGCUGUGAACCUGAACAUAGUGCGAACUGCAACGGUUCGCUGUUCGCCGGGACGCCUGCUCAAAGUAUCGUGCAGUGGUUAUGAACACCUCAAAGGUUGCGACUGUGUGAUCUUGAGCGAUGGAUCCCGAGUACGAACGACGUCUUCAGGGUCAACGCAGCAACGGUUACGCAUCGCCGGCGAGUCCAUUGGGCGACCGCUUCAUUCCAAGUCGGGCUGGAGCCAACUGGCAGUUGGGGCUAGCAAGGAUCCCCGACAGUCCCCAGCGAAGUGUCCUGCCAAAGGCCAAGGACACCAGUGAUGGCUCCAAGGACAGCCUGGCCUACGCCUGCCUGAUCAAGAAUGAGCUACUGGGAGCUGGCAUCGAAGAUGCCAAGGAACCGACGGAGGAGCGCCGUGUGUCGCAGGGGCAGUCGCCCUCGUCGGGCAAUCUCUUUCGCUAUGGGGCAGGACGACCAUCCGAGACCUGGUCACCUUACAGCCUCUCUCCGGUCAGUGCCAAGAGCCACAAGCUGCUCAGCUCUCCUCGCAAGCAGGCACGCAAGAUCUCCAAGAUCCCGUUCAAGGUACUGGAUGCACCCGAGCUCCAGGACGACUUCUAUCUGAACCUGGUGGACUGGUCGUCAACCAACGUGCUCAGUGUCGGGCUGGGCGCAUGUGUCUACCUCUGGAGUGCUUGUACGUCGCAGGUGACACGCCUGUGCGACCUGUCUGGCGAAGGUGACUCAGUGACCUCGGUCGCGUGGGCUGAGCGUGGCCAUUUGGUGGCCGUUGGCACCCACAAGGGUCUCGUCCAGGUCUGGGACGUCGCUGCAUCCAAGCAGACGGCGCUUCUUCAGGGCCACUCUGCACGUGUGGGUGCACUGGCAUGGAAUGGAGAUGUACUGUCAUCGGGCUCGCGAGACCGCUUGAUUCUUCAGCGGGAUGCCCGGACACCUUCGGGGGGUGCACCUGAACGGCGACUGCAGGGCCACAGGCAGGAAGUGUGUGGCCUCAAAUGGUCUCCCGACAAUCAGCACCUGGCAUCGGGCGGCAAUGACAAUAAGCUGCUGGUGUGGAACCUGAGCAGCAGCACCCCCGUGCAGAGCUACACGGAGCACGUGGCAGCCGUCAAGGCCAUCGCCUGGUCCCCGCACCAACAUGGCCUGCUCGCCAGUGGCGGGGGCACUGCCGACCGCUGCAUCCGUUUCUGGAACACACUCACGGGGCAGCCCAUGCAGUGCGUGGACACUGGUUCACAGGUGUGCAACUUGGCGUGGUCCAAACACGCGUCGGAGCUCGUCAGCACUCACGGCUAUUCCCAGAACCAGAUCCUCGUCUGGAAGUACCCAUCCCUGGCGCAAGUCGCCAAGCUUACUGGCCACUCCUACCGGGUGCUCUACCUCGCCGUCUCUCCCGACGGCGAGAGCGUCGUUACGGGCGCGGGCGACGAGACGUUACGGUUCUGGAACGUGUUCAGCAAAGCUCGUUCGCAGCGUGAAGCACGGUCGGCACUCUGUCUCUUUGCGAACAUGCGCUGAGACGUCCGACACGUGGACCGUGAAUGUAAAAUGACCGUGCGUGAAUGCCGGAGUCUGCAAAGCAAGGCAUACCAGGGUCUGCAAAGCUUGUAGGCCCUUGCGGCGGAGACAGCUGCUGGCUGGAACGCUCGCCGGUCCUCGAAUGCGGCGCAUACCGCUGGGGCGUUCGGCUUCGUAAAGAAGCUGUUUACUGCCCUUGCGAACUGCGCUGUCUAAACAUAUGAUGUAACGCUUAGCAACACAGGGAAGGUAAAUGCCACGCCGAGUGUGCCAUUGAGUGGUGCUGUGGGCUUCCGUAAUUUCUUCAGAAAAGCUUUUUAUUUAUUAUUUAUUCCCCUUAAGAGCUAAAAAAUUGUGGUUGGCUUACAUACGGGACACCGCUAACCAAAAAGUACAACUAUGCAAAAAAUAUCCUGUUUUACGCAAACGCUUUGCCAGAUUUCCGCAGUGUGACUCGUGACCAGUCAGGACUUUCAUUUAUCCUGGUGCAUACAGAACUCUCUCAGACUGUGCUGAUUUUACUGCUGACAUGGGACUCUUUUUUAAGAGUGUUCGUUUACCUCUUGACAUUUUAUUUUCCACGCCCACAGAGUUUUUGAGCAUGCCGAUAGCAUGAAUCUUGUUUUGUUCAGCCCAUUCGCUGAGGUAAUUCAGGAGUGGAAUUGGCAGUUGAAGUUGGUUAUGCGAGCAGUACACUGUUGAUGCAAUUGCCUUUAUGCUGCAAGAUGUCACACAACUGUUUGGUGCAUUAGGCUGUUAGGUAUGCAUAUCUUGAAGCAGACUCUU
Messenger RNA from Rhipicephalus sanguineus (brown dog tick), 2712 nucleotides. RefSeq names its product fizzy-related protein homolog (gene fzr). Gene Ontology annotation, molecular function: protein binding; ubiquitin ligase activator activity; anaphase-promoting complex binding. NCBI's taxonomy places the organism in Eukaryota, Metazoa, Arthropoda, Arachnida, Ixodida, Ixodidae. Gene Ontology annotation, cellular component: anaphase-promoting complex. The transcript is spliced from 8 exons. The record is from RefSeq and is a predicted model, not a curated record. Gene Ontology annotation, biological process: positive regulation of anaphase-promoting complex-dependent catabolic process; anaphase-promoting complex-dependent catabolic process; positive regulation of ubiquitin protein ligase activity. The coding region runs from base 526 to 1926 and encodes 466 amino acids.